AUGAGGAAGAAAAAAGAGCCUGAAGAUGCCCAGAGAGGGAGGAGGCUGAAAUCGAAGAUUUUCAGUGGCAGUAUUAACUUCUCUUAUCUGAAGCCAGUUCAGGAAGGUCAACAACCUGAGCCUGGAAUCAAAAGAAGCAUGGGGAACAAAUGCUUGUCCCAUGACAGCAUCUUCAUGUUGGAGCCUAAGCCUGAAAGAUCAACAAGUAAAACAUGCCACUCUCCAGAGCCCCAGAGGGGCAGAUCUCUGCAGAGAUCUCAUGUUUUUGGAAGUCUGCCUAGAACUGAUAGUGUGCAUAGAGGUUUUUCUGAAGCUGUGUUUGGAGUUGUGUCUCGAUAUGUGCCCAGAAGUAGAACCUGGAUUGCAGACUCCAAGAUCACUGAGAUCCCACCACUGCGUCUAUGCCAACCUGGCAUCAGCCCAUUUUAUAUAAAAUCUGACACAAUUUCUAAGGACUUCGAAGAAAUUUCUGUUGAUGAUGAUGAGUCACCUAAGACCCCACAAAAGAAGCUUUUACCACAGAAUAUCCUGAUGUUGAAAAAGGUUCGUGUUAGCCCCAUCCUAAGUGGAAGGUUGUGGAGCUCCUUGGAGCCCUCAUCUGGACCUGUUCACUCACAGCCCUAUACCGCAUUUGCCAUGCUGACCUCUCCCAGCAGCACCCAGCUGCCCAUUGGUUUCAGCACCCCAGCAACCACCCAGGGCUAUUUGGAUUCUUCAGGUGCUCCACACAUGAUGGUUUUAAACCCCCAGAAUCAAAAGAAAAACCUUCAAGCAACUAUUUAUGGCCUUGCAUUGUGGUUCAGUGUUUUCCAGGGUGUUUUGGAGAGUUCCCUGCAGCAUAUCACUCAGAGAUCAGAAACUUGAAAUGUAGGUGGACCACUUCCAAUAGAACCAAAGCAGGAGGAGCCAAACCUUACACAGAUUUCUGGACAGAAGAGUAUAAACAAACCAAAAGACGCUGAUGAAAAGAAUACCCAAAAAGACAGUGCAGGUCUCUCAAGUCAGGAACAGAACAACGAAAUUGAGAUUUAUGAUAAGACAACAGAUCAGUCUUCAAACACAGAUGCUGCUGAAAGUCAGGGCUACUUAUGGUCAGCAGCAUGUGGAAGACAACAUGGAAGAAAAGGAUCAAGUGCUUCAGAAAAUAAUGAGUGUGAACCCAGAGAAAGGAGCUCUAAACAAUCCAGUCCAGUGUUUAGCUUCGGUGAUACAGCUGAUUCCACACCUGCUGAUAACACUGCCAGGGAUAGCCCUUUCUGGCACCUGUCCUUGGAAGAACAAGCCAUGGAGGAGCCCAUAGCUCCACAAGCAGCAACUGCUACUCCUCAGAAGUUGCUUUCAGAUAAAAAUGUCAUGGAAAGAAGAAAGGCCAGUUUAGAUUUUGAAGUCAGAGAAGCAUCAUCAUCAUAUCCCAUACCUGAAGACACAAAAGAGUCUAUAGUUAGUGGUCUAUCACCAUGUCAUGAAGAUGGGGCUUCUGGAGCUGAGAAGACAAAAGCCAGAGCUAGUCUUUUACCAGUGGUGGAAAGCCCUCUUACAACCCAAGAAGAUAUCAUGUUCUCAGUGGCAGUGGAGGCUCAGCUGCUUACGGAUCCUUCUCAUAUUGAGUUAGAAGAGGAAGAUGCUUCUAGCUUUGAGUCACAGGGAAGUGUCCCAUUUAAAAUGGAGUCACCUAGAGAUAUCCCAACCAUCUGCAAAGAAAGCCCACCUGGAAAUGUUCUCCAGACCUUUACAGCAAGCAUUUCAGAUAUAGCAAGUGUCUUUUCAGGGGAAAGCAUUUCUGCAGAGAGGCUGUCUCUCAGAAGCCUUUCCCAGUCCUCGAGGGAGACCAAAGCUGAAGAAGUUUUCUCAGAUUCAGAGAGUGCUUCAGAGGAGGGCAGUGGUUCUGAGACUGCUUCCCAGUCUUUGGGAGAGCCUGAAGAUGAAGUGUUGACAGAAUCAAAUAAAAUAGUUAUAAAGUACAAUAGUGAUGAUGAUUGGAGCAGCUCUGAAGAAGAUCUGUCUUCUAGACACUCUUCCCUGGCCUUGGAGAAGCCCGAAGACCAGACCAAAGUUUCCUCUGUUUCAGAGAACACACCAGGGGCGUGGGGUGUUUCUGUGGAGCAGAUUCCUCCCCGACACCUUUCUCAGUCCUUUGUGAGGCCAUUUGUUCAGCAACAAGUCUCCUCAGGUUCAAUGAGUGCUUCUGCAGAAUGGGAGCUGAUGCCUCCCAGGCAUACUUUCCAGCCCUGGUUGAGCCCUAAAUCAAAGCAGCAAGAUUCUGCAGGUCGGGAGAGUGCUGCUCUUGAGUGGGGCAUUUCUAUGGAGCCAUUGCCUCCCAGAAUGACUGCUAAACGCCUGAUGAGGCAUAAAGUUGAGCAACCAAUCUCCUCAGGUCCAGAAAUUACUGCUGUUGAAGGGGCCACUUCUAUGGAGCUACAGCCUCCAAUACAUCAUUCUCAGCUCCUCAUGAAACCAAUAGCUGAGCAAGAAAUCUCUGCAGGUCCAGAGAGCUCUGCAGCUAAGAGGAGCAUUUCUAUGGAACCACCACCUAUGAGACACCCUUUCCAGCCAUGUUUGAGCCCUAAACUCAAGCAAAAAGUUUCCUCAUUUCCAGAGAACACAGCUGUUAAGGAGAGAGAUUCCAUGGUGCCUCUACUUUCUGAAGGUUUUGCCCAGCCCUUGAUUAACCCAAAAGUUGAACAAAAUGUGUUCUCAGGUUCAGAGGGUGCUGAGACAGCCUUUUCAGUGGAGCCACUGCUCCCUCAAUGUUUUCCUCAAUCCGUGACAAAUGUUCAAGCCCAGCAUAGCUUCUCAGAGAACGUUGCUGGUAAUGAGGGCAUUUUUGUGCAGAUGCUGCCUCCAAAAUAUCUUUGCCAGCCCUUGGCAAGGCUUAAAUUCCAGCCACGGUCCGAUACCAGCAAGUCAGCAAGUGCUUCCACAGAAUGGAGUAGUCCUAUGGAGCCAGUGCCUUCUAGACAUACCUUCCAUCCCUGGGAGAGCCUCAGAUUUGAACAACAUGCCUCUUCAGAUCCAGAGAGCACUGCUGUGGAGUGGGGCAUUCCUAUGGAGCCACUGCCACCCAGAAGGCCUUCUCGGCGCCCGAAGAGAUCAGUUGUGAAGCAAGAACUCUUCUCAGGCUCAGUGAGUGCUCCAGCAGAAUGGAGUGGCCCUAUGAAGCCGAUGCCUCCCAGACAUGCCUUUCAGCCCUUGAUGAGCCCUGCAAGUUCAGGGAGAGCUGUGCAACAAGCCUCUGGGCAACAAGCCUCUGCAAGUUCAGGGAGAGCUGUGGCUGAGAAGGGCAGUCCUAUGGAGUGGAUGCCUCCCAGACAUGUCUUCCAGCCUUUGGUGAAUCUUAAAUCUGAGAAGCAAGCCUCUUCAAGUUCAGAGAGAGCUGUAGCUGAAAGGAGCAGUCCUAUGGAGUGGAUGCCUCCCAGACAUGUCUUCCAGCCUUUGGUGAAUCUUAAAUCUGAGAAGCAAGCCUCUUCAAGUUCAGAGAGAGCUGUAGCUGAAAGGAGCAGUCCUAUGGAGUGGAUGCCUCCCAGACAUGUCUUCCAGCCUUUGGUGAAUCUUAAAUCUGAGAAGCAAGCCUCUUCAAGUUCAGAGAGAGCUGUAGCUGAAAGGAGCAGUCCUAUGGAGUGGAUGCCUCCCAGACAUGUCUUCCAGCCUUUGGUGAAUCUUAAAUCUGAGAAGCAAGCCUCUUCAAGUUCAGAGAGAGCUGUAGCUGAAAGGAGCAGUCCUAUGGAGUGGAUGCCUCCCAGACAUGUCUUCCAGCCUUUGGUGAAUCUUAAAUCUGAGAAGCAAGCCUCUUCAAGUUCAGAGAGAGCUGUAGCUGAAAGGAGCAGUCCUAUGGAGUGGAUGCCUCCCAGACAUGUCUUCCAGCCUUUGGUGAAUCUUAAAUCUGAGAAGCAAGCCUCUUCAAGUUCAGAGAGAGCUGUAGCUGAAAGGAGCAGUCCUAUGGAGUGGAUGCCUCCCAGACAUGUCUUCCAGCCUUUGGUGAAUCUUAAAUCUGAGAAGCAAGCCUCUUCAAGUUCAGAGAGAGCUGUAGCUGAAAGGAGCAGUCCUAUGGAGUGGAUGCCUCCCAGACAUGUCUUCCAGCCUUUGGUGAAUCUUAAAUCUGAGAAGCAAGCCUCUUCAAGUUCAGAGAGAGCUGUAGCUGAAAGGAGCAGUCCUAUGGAGUGGAUGCCUCCCAGACAUGUCUUCCAGCCUUUGGUGAAUCUUAAAUCUGAGAAGCAAGCCUCUUCAAGUUCAGAGAGAGCUGUAGCUGAAAGGAGCAGUCCUAUGGAGUGGAUGCCUCCCAGACAUGUCUUCCAGCCUUUGGUGAAUCUUAACCUGAAGAUGAAGUGUUGA
Pteropus alecto (black flying fox) is the source of this 4329-nucleotide messenger RNA. RefSeq names its product acrosomal protein KIAA1210. NCBI's taxonomy places the organism in Eukaryota, Metazoa, Chordata, Mammalia, Chiroptera, Pteropodidae. The record is from RefSeq and is a predicted model, not a curated record. The transcript has 9 exons.